Epithele typhae is the source of this 1347-nucleotide messenger RNA. RefSeq lists its product as uncharacterized. The transcript has 7 exons. NCBI's taxonomy places the organism in Eukaryota, Fungi, Basidiomycota, Agaricomycetes, Polyporales, Epitheliaceae. The record is from RefSeq and is a predicted model, not a curated record. Bases 1 to 1347 code for a protein of 448 amino acids.
AUGCCUUUCCUGUACCCCUCAUACGUUCAAGAUGCCAAAGACCCGUCAAAGCUGGAACUUUUCGCUAUGCUAUACUACGACGCAAGUGCCGACCUUGCGAAGGUCUCCGACAUCUCUGCCGAUGCUCUCGCAGGCCUGCACUCUUUCGAGGAGACGACAGACGGUCUCCGUUCGUUCACGGACCCCGGAACACACCUAAGUGUAUACGAGCUCCAAGAACCCAUUGAGGGUCUGAAGUGUGAAGGUACCCCCAUGAAAGUCGGAACCCUUCACUACGCAUGGAAAAAACAACAUCGCUUCUUCACACGAGAGCUGUUGUCGCUUCAAGCAAAAAUAUGCAUUCCUCAAGCUCCCCUUGGUCUAUACAAUGUAGAAAACCUUUUUGUGGUUUGCCGUCACAAAUAUCAGUGUCGAGAUGUUAUACCGCCCGGGAUGCAACGUCCACAGCAGCAGCUGAUGGCUGAGCUUCAGGACCUGCUGCUGAAGUCAUCAUCCCCUACAUUCUUUAUCAAAGUAUGGCGGUCACAAAUCGCGAUCUGUGCUGGCAUGUUCCCCUCACAUAUCGUGAUCCAAGAGCUGGCCGAGUACCUCCCGUUCCCCUGCCCCUCUGACUCCGAGGCGACCCUGCUUCGCUUCGCCCGUAACCUUUCUAUCAUCUAUGCCUCGAUCUCAACCCGUACGGCAUCGCAGGAGCAAAUGCGGCUCCGCCUGUACCCCACCAAGACCGACUACUUGCGCGCGGACGGCACGCGCGCGAGCUUCGACACCCUGGGGCCUGAGGAAGGCCCGUGCACCACGUUUCUCGCCCGCGAGCACCCUUGCGGCCACUUCAUUGUCGUUAAGGUCCUCCGACGUGCGUACGGCGGAGUGGCGCACCGACUACUUGCCGACCACAAGCUAGCCCCAGCGCUGACCUACAACGGCCCUCUAUGGGAGUGGGGCAACGAGCCAGAGUCUGCCGAGUACACAUCACCAAGGAUGGUCAUCAUGGAAUACGUCAAAGGCCCCACUGUCCAUGACCUCGACCUCACAAAUUCGGCUGUGCGCGACGCGGUGCGCGAGCGUGUGCGCAAUGCUCUUUCCCUCUUACACGGUCACCAACCACCGCUCGUCCAUGGUGACAUACGCCCGCCGAAUAUCGUCGUUGCCGAACCCUCCGGAGUGGCAUCAAUUACGGAGGGUGUACGGAUCAUCGACUUCGACUGGGCGGGCGAGGAGGGUGUGGUGUGCUACCCUGAUGAACUCAACAUGGACCAAAUUGCAUGGGCAGCGGGCGUGAGCCCCAGUACAAAAAUUCUCGGCAAGCAUGAUUUGGAUAUGCUUACGGUGAUGCUGCCAUCUAGGUAG